This is a messenger RNA of Verruconis gallopava, 1506 nucleotides long. RefSeq lists its product as uncharacterized. Lineage: Eukaryota; Fungi; Ascomycota; Dothideomycetes; Venturiales; Sympoventuriaceae. The transcript is spliced from 5 exons. The record is from RefSeq and is a predicted model, not a curated record. The coding region runs from base 1 to 1506 and encodes 501 amino acids. Gene Ontology annotation, molecular function: iron ion binding; monooxygenase activity; heme binding.
AUGCUCUUUUAUGUCGUUAAUUAUGUCCUUCAAUCGUGGACUUGGCUACUUCCAACCAUAAUAAUUGCAUACUUUAUCAGCAACAAGUACCGUUACGGCAUCAGUUGUUAUCCAGGACCAUGGCUAGCAGCAUAUACUGAUUGGUGGCGUUUCUUUGAUGCUGCUAACCGAAAAACUGAGAAGACAUUCCUAGAGUUGCACGAGAAGUAUGGGGAUAUUGUCAGGAUUGGACCAAAUGCACUGAGCUUCGCCGAUCCAAGGUCGAUAAAAUGCAUCUAUGGCUUAAAUAAAGGUCUCGUUAAGUCGGAAUUCUACCCUGUGCAACAAGGCGUUUCUAAAGGGCGACGUUUGCCCUCUCUUUUUUCCACAGUGGACGAGGCAUAUCAUGCUCAAUAUCGUCGAUGUGUGAACAAUGCAUUCAGCAUGAGUUCCUUGGUUUCAUAUGAGCCACUGGUGGACAGUACCUUGGUUCUCUUUUUGGACCAAACGGAAAGAAAUUUCCAGAAGACUGCCAAAGAAUGUGACUUGGCCCGUUGGUUUCAAUUUUUUGCAUUUGACGUCAUUGGAGAAUUAACAUGGAGCAAGAGAUUAGGAUUCCUUGAGAAGAAUCAGGACAUUGAUGGUAUUAUCGCUUUUAUCUCCAAGUUCUUGGAUUAUGCUGGUCCAGUUGGACAGAUGCCAUUUUUGGACUAUUUAUUCGGAAAGAAUAUUGUUCAUAUGCAACUACAGCGCUGGGGGAUUUCCAAAGCUGUUUUUCCUGCGACCAAAUUUGCCCUUUCGCGCCAAGCAGAGCGGGACAAGCUUAUCGAAGCAGGAAUGCUGGGCAAUUUCCAUGCAGACCUACUAUCCAAGUUCAUGCAAGCACAGAAAGACCAUCCGGACAUAAUGACCGAUGAUUUGGUGCUGACAACAUGCUUAAGCAUGAUUCUGGCUGGCAGCGAGACAACUGCAAUCAGCCUGAGUGCUAUUUUUUACUACCUCCUAAAAAAUCCAUCCGCGUAUAAAAAGUUGAUGCAUGAGAUUGAUGAAGCAGUGAAAAGUGGACUAAUUGAUAGAGAAUCGCACGUCGUCUCUUGGAAAGCCAGUCAAAAAUUGGUGUACCUUGAUGCUGUUAUUCAGGAGGCUUUCCGCGUGCACCCAGCUGCUGGUCUCAUGCUUGAGCGCGUAACUCCGAAACAAGGUUUGGACGUGGUUAACCAGCGAAUUCCAGGUGGAAUUAUUGUGGGCUGUAAUGCAUGGGUUUUACAUAGGCGCCCUGAAAUAUUUGGUGAAGAUGUACACAUGUACAGACCAGAGAGAUGGAUUAAUGCCUCACCAGAGAAAUUAAAAGAAAUGAAAGCCACAAUGUUCCAAUUUGGUGCUGGGAGCAGGACAUGUAUUGGCAAAAACAUAAGUUUGCUGGAAAUUUAUAAGCUCGUACCAAGCUUGCUAAGGAGAUUUGAUAUUGAACUUGCGGAACCGGAUCAGGAAUGGAGUACAUUUAAUGCAUGGUUUCUUGAGUUGUAG